AUGUCUAAGCAACUGUCGGGUGCACAAAAGAGAAAUAUAAGGAAACGAAAAUUAGAAGAAUGCAAGUCAAUGUCGCAACAAUUUGUUAAAUGGCUAAGUACAGAAACACUAGAGAACAGAGGAUGUGCGGAAGAGGUCAAACCUACUACUGCUUCACAAGCUGAUGAUUCAACACUACAUUUGACAUCUACCCCUUCAAUGAACGACAAUUCUCAGAGAAGCAAAAACAAGGAGCCACUGCAAGAAGUAAAAUCUACUACUUCACAAGAUAUUUUACUACAGUUGCCCCAUAAUAAUUCAAAAGAGGACGAGCCUGCACAAAGUACUGUCUCUCAAAUCGAUAAUACUGUACAAAAUAUGUGCUCUACUGUUCCAGAAGAAAUACUGCUAAAUUACAACGAUCCCCAUUCCUGGCCAACUAUUACAAAUAAAUUAAUAUAUUCCCUUGUCAUACAUGGUCCGGAUCAAGGUGACAACGUUAACUUUAACACGUUGAAAGCAGAUGAUUCAGGGCGAAAAUUUACAAAGGACUGGUUUUAUGUUAAACAAAUUAAUGGAGAAAUUGUUAAAAGAAAGUGGAUUUUAUAUUCCAUUAAUCAAAAUGCAGUAUUUUGCUUUUCUUGCAUGCUUUUUGGACACAAAUCACAUAAUCUUUCAGAUCCACAAAAAGAAUUUCAUGAUUGGAGGCAUCUUCAUCCGGUUAUUCCUUUACACGAAAAUUCUCCGGAGCACCGAAAUUCGUAUGUGAAAUGGAAAGUGAUGGAAAAAAAUCUAAAAUUUAGGAAAUGCAAUCAAUGA
Molecule: messenger RNA, 798 nt
Organism: Centruroides sculpturatus (bark scorpion)
Lineage: Eukaryota; Metazoa; Arthropoda; Arachnida; Scorpiones; Buthidae
Product: zinc finger MYM-type protein 5-like
Exons: 1
Coding region: 1-798 (265 amino acids)
Source: RefSeq, a predicted model, not a curated record